AUUCUCCCUUUUUGUCAAUCUGACAAGGUGUAAAUGAACGAAAGAGACGCUUAAAAGCGAGAGUUUGUUCACUUAUCGAACACAUUACACAUAAUUAAUGACGUUAAAUGUGUGAACGCCGCGGUUUUGAGGUUGUUUGUUUGUUUAUUUGUGUCACUCCGCCGCCCAACCUCCUCGAGGCUCUCUCUUGCCUACAGGCUUUACAGGCGCCSCUUCCCGGCAUCAGCGUCACUCGACGACGCAACGAGGAGCGGCCCCGGCCAAUCAGAACGCGCCAUAGCGGCAGUAUAAAAGAAGCUGUUAUUGGCCUGACAGGAACACACCUCCGCGAAGCUCUAAGCGCAAACACAGCUAGGAGAAAAAAAAAGAGAAGUUGAACUUGACAGGAUUAUUUAAACGGGAUUCAGAAUCCGGGGAAGAGAUUUUCCUGCUGAAAACGAACACAAGAGAGCUUUGCUGGACUUUCACUCUCAUUUUUUAAAAUAYUUCAUUUAAAAUUUGGGACGUUUUGAUUCGUCGAGCGCCUGAAUCGAUGCAUGCUCUCUGAAUAUUGUUGUUUAUCCCAGAGACAGGUUUUCUAGAAGCAGCUGGUAAGCUUCUUCCUUUUUUUUCCCGUCGCUACGACUUUAAAGAUGGAACAGCCUUUUUAUCAUGACGACUCGUUUCUGCCGGCUUACGGCCACUCAGAUGCAGCAAUGUACGACUACAAACUGCUAAAGCAGAAUAUACAUUUGAACUUGACAGAGCCCUAUCGCAACCUGAAAUCCCAGCUGGGAGCCGAGGCGGACCCGUACCACCAGGCAGCGGGGCCGCAGCAGCAGGACUUGGGGUCCCUGAAUCUCGAGUCGCCUGAGCUGGAGAGCCUCGUCAUCCAGAAAGGUACCAAAGGUACCGGGGUGCUCACCACUCCCACCCCGGGACAGUACCUCUACAACCGGGGCAUCACCGAUGAGCAGGAGGGCUUCGCCGAGGGCUUCGUGAAGGCUCUGGACAAGCUCCACAACAUGCACCAGAUCCCUCCUCCGAACGUGUCCCUCGGCGCCGGCGGGGUUACGACGUGUUCGCCGGCGGCCUCUAGCGUCUUCGGCCCCUCGCUGCAGCCGGAGACUCCCAUCUACACGACSCUGAACGCCUACUGCCCGAACACCAGCCUGUCCUCUUCCGCAUCCAGCUACCCCACAGCCACCAUCAGCUACCUGCCGCCCCACCACCAGCAGAGCCACACGCAGACCUCCGCGCACCACUUCCAGCCCACUCUGGCCGGCUCAGGCAUCCACCCGCAGCGGCUCCUCACUCUGAAGGAGGAGCCGCAGACCGUGCCGGACCUCCUCAGCAGCGACGGCUCGCCCCCGAUGUCUCCCAUCGACCUGGAGUCUCAGGAGCGGAUCAAGGCGGAGCGCAAGCGGCUGAGGAACCGGCUGGCGGCCACCAAGUGCCGGAAGCGCAAGCUGGAGCGCAUCGCGCGGCUGGAGGAGAAGGUGAAGGUGCUGAAGAACGACAACGCGGGGCUCUCCAACACGGCGUCGGUGCUGCGAGAUCAGGUGGCGCAGCUCAAACAGAAGGUGCUGACGCACGUGAGCAGCGGCUGUCAGCUGAUGCUGACCAGCAAAAUGGAGGCGUUUUAAAAACGAAAGCGGCAGAGACUGAAUGACUGAGAAAAGUAAUAACACUGGAGGCGUGAUCGGUGCGCCCAGCUCUGGAGCCGAGAGUGGACAGGGCAGUGGACCGUUCCGGGGUGGCGAACAGGAAAGACUGAUAAAAAUGGUACUUCCGGAUGCUGGUCACCGCUCAGAACCAUUCAACCCUUAAAAGCAGGGCAGCAUCCAGGCUGAGAACAACACAGCUGGCCCAAAGGUUUACCUCGGGGUUCAAAAUGGGAAUGAGUUAUUGUUUGGACUUUUGAAACUGGUAAACAAACAAAACAAAAGCAUUUAUUCAUUGUGUAAAUUAUUUUGUUUGUCUGGUUGAUCCAGACAAACUGUUAAUGUUUACAUUGUCUUUUUUUUUAUUUGUGAUGUGUAUUUAAGUAAAGUGUCUUUUAAAAUGAAGAAAAAAAAAACUGGA
Molecule: messenger RNA, 2064 nt
Organism: Austrofundulus limnaeus
Lineage: Eukaryota; Metazoa; Chordata; Actinopteri; Cyprinodontiformes; Rivulidae
Gene: junbb
Product: JunB proto-oncogene, AP-1 transcription factor subunit b
Exons: 1
Coding region: 633-1625 (330 amino acids)
Biological process (GO): regulation of cell population proliferation; regulation of cell cycle; regulation of transcription by RNA polymerase II
Cellular component (GO): transcription regulator complex
Molecular function (GO): transcription factor binding; DNA-binding transcription factor activity, RNA polymerase II-specific; RNA polymerase II cis-regulatory region sequence-specific DNA binding
Source: RefSeq, a predicted model, not a curated record